AUUUUUAAAGGAAUCUAUACAGUGAUGGUGAUACACUUCCUGUUCAUGGAAGAUGAAUUAUCUUCAUCUAUUUUUUUCAACUCGGAUGAAAUAAGAAACCAUCUUAUCUAUUCCCAUUUUGUCUACGUUGAUGCCACUAUUAUAAACCAACUUCUCUAGAUAUCCUAGUGUUUACUUGAUUUUCUGAAAUCGGAUGUGUUCCAGGCUCGUAACGUCAGGCCGUAGUGAUCCGUUAUCACAACAGUGAUCGAUUCAUCUUCUGAAAACUAGGUAAUAUUUAGUUUAUAAAUUCUUUAUUGAGUUGACAAGACAGGCAAUGGAUCGAGAAAACGGACAGUUAUCGUGAAAAAACCGAACAGAGACUGGAAAAGGCCAGAUCAAACCGAUCACAGGUCCGAGUACGCAGCGAGUCGAUAAGUUUCUUCUCGAACUUUCUUGCCCGUCCACCUGCGCAAUAUUAUUCCUCGAUAAUAAUCAUAUAUGGAUAAUAAUAAUACGUCGCUAGAUUGAAUUGUUGUAUAAAGACAAUAAAUCGUAAUUGUAAAUCAAAACAAUACUGAAUACAAUGCAUGACUCAAAGAAAACAAUUUCAGAUAAAUCUUUUACCGCAGCCUAGCUUGUUCACCUGGCCAAGGGGAAGUGACGUCAGUGCUUUCCCGCGGCUACUUUAACACUGCUGCCGUGUGAUGUUUCAUUUCGAAGGGUUGAACCUGCCCCGAUAACGUGAUAUUUAGCCCCAGGAAUACGACCUUUACCAGGGAGAACCUCACCAGAAUAGGUGUAUUUUGCCUUGCAACGCGGUUUUUACCGGGGAUCGCACCUGAAAAGCGAUUGGGCAAGUUUUGAGUAACUCGACGGGUCUUGCUGUGAAAAGUUAGUUCAUUUAACAGUGCGUCAUGCUUCUGUACAGUAAUCCGGCACCGCUCAUAACAACAUCGAAGAUGUGCCUCUUUCUGCUAGUUAUUUUCUCUCUCAUCGGUGCCAGUGCAGGUGAGAUGUCGCCAGCGCCGACACCAGAGUUUCGUCGAUGCUUUCCCCAGUGGGUUAACGCCAGUCAAGUUCAAGUCAGCUGUAACAACACCUUGAUUGCUCAGCUUUGUGAUCCUGAUCAGAGCUGUCGAAACAUGAAUAAUACCGGAGUCUCGCUAGAAAAGGACAGAGAAGGAGUGUGCCUAAACAUCACCAACUGCUCCUAUGAUGCACGGUCCUGCAAAGCACAGAGUUACAUCGAUAGUGAACAAUCUGAGGAGAAUUUUACUGUGAACAUGACGUGCAACCAUGAGUCACAUUCAGAGUCUAUUGCUGUUGGGAUCACUGUGUCAGUCAUCAUCAUCAUCAUCAUCAUCAUCAUCAUCACCAUCAUCAUCGUCAUCAUCAUCAUUGUGCUGAUCAUCUGUUACAAGAAGGUGACUUGCUUCAGGACAGCCAUUCGUGACUUCUGUCAUCGACAGUGUAUAAAUAGGACUCCUACAGAAAAGCAGGACAAUGAGUCAGAAGAGAGUUUCCUGGAAUCAGGAAAAAAUGGUGUAAAGUAUGUCAGACAUUUACACUGUAUCGUGAUGGUUUGUCAUAAAGCAUUCGUCUUUGUGGCACACUAUUCAGUUAAGUGACAUCCCUGUUUACAAGGCAGUCAACAGACCAUUGUCUUAUAGUAGAGGUCUGCAUGAGAGGUUAGCUCACCUGUACUCUGCAAUCAAUAUCCUGCCACACUGUUGGAUCAGAUCCCAUCAGGGGUGGACUGGGACCAAAAAGUGUCCUUGGAUUUUCUGGCCCACAACAGCCCGCCACAUCAUAAUACAUCCGGUCCUGUUUUGAUGUCAUUUAUUAAUUUAAUAUUUAAGUAAACAGAUUGGGGAUUUUAACCAAUAGGGCAACUGAUCCUCCGUUGAAACAAAAAAAAAAAACCUGCAUGCAGCAUCUGUUUAUUUAGCGACCAGUGUUGCCAAGUCCGCUUAAACGUGAUUUUGGGCUUGUUUUUCUGUAAAGUCGCUUACAAAUAUUGGU
Carassius auratus (goldfish) is the source of this 2004-nucleotide messenger RNA. RefSeq lists its product as uncharacterized. Lineage: Eukaryota; Metazoa; Chordata; Actinopteri; Cypriniformes; Cyprinidae. The record is from RefSeq and is a predicted model, not a curated record. The transcript is spliced from 4 exons. Bases 897 to 1610 code for a protein of 237 amino acids.